Molecule: messenger RNA, 2871 nt
Organism: Oncorhynchus gorbuscha (pink salmon)
Lineage: Eukaryota; Metazoa; Chordata; Actinopteri; Salmoniformes; Salmonidae
Exons: 8
Coding region: 1160-1552 (130 amino acids)
Source: RefSeq, a predicted model, not a curated record
UAGUAGUAUUCAUCAGAAUAUUAUGUAAUUUAGCUAGCUAAAUAGUUUGUAAACCGUUAAGUUAGCAAGGCUAGCUAGGAAGAAAAUGUGGUUCAUUCAAACCUGCUCGUCUUCUUGCAUCGAUGCAGCAAGCGGCAGACCAUCUGCUACUCGAGCGAUCAUUGUCAGUAAAAUCAUAUUGAUUGAAACCUCUACAAUCCACACUUCAGAGUCGUAUGUUUUUGCUGGCUGUGUAAAAACUUCAAAUAAACUUGGCUGCGUGGCUUCUGCUGUCAAAUCAGACGCCGGAGUAGCGCGAUGCGGGUGCUGACACCGCGUUGACAAUUUCCGACUCGCUGAUUCGUUGGAACGCGGCACGUGUGUAACUAUACAACCAGUUAGCAGGUCGAACAUUUUAGACUUUUCGGAAUUUACUUUUUCGUAGCAGGUUAGGAUAAUUAACGUGGCAGGUUAGGGUUAGCUAAAAUGCUCUCCUAACCUGCUACGAAAAGUCACUUCUGGUCGUAGCUGUAGUCCAGAUAUACUUUUGGGGAGAUUUGUUAAUACGAUUCCACUCUCUUCUGUACGUUGCCCAUGCGUCGGCAAUGGGCCGCGCGGUGCAUUCUGGGACAAGGAGAGUUCUCCUUCAGGGAGUGAAUGGGAGUCAAUUGGGCGCAUUCUCAAAAACCCAACAUUAGCAUGCAUUUCGUCAACAAUAAUUACAACAUUACAAAUCUUUUCCGAGAUGUGAGAUAAUUAAAUUGUUCUCUGUAAUAUCGUAUAGCUUUGGAAUCGUGAUAUGACGUACUUUUUAGGAAAAUAGCCAGGUUUCUCGACUCAUACACUGACGUCAAGAAGUGGGUGACGCAGCAUGACAACUUGGACACGAUUGGUCGACCGUCUUCUGGAUCCCCUCAGAACCUCCUGUAGUUCUUCUUCACCAAAAUCUCUGACACCCAAAGCUUCUCUGCUGCUGCUAUUACCUCAUCAAUCUUCUUGGAUUUUCCGUUCCAUUUAUGAGACCCGACAGUGAGCCAGGCGGAUAGCAUCUCGAUUGCUAAUGUCUGACGGUGUAUUGAGAGAUGCAGAUGCUGUCCCCGAUGCGGGCGCCUGUCGUUUGAAGCCGGUCGAAACUCCCAAGAACCAAUACAGGCAGAACCAUGGACAGAUCCUGUAAAACAUGGUCAGCCUGUGGUGUGCGUGGGUGAGGAGGAAAGCGGGUAAGGAGAUGGGCUGCACCUCGGCCAAGCAGGUGUCGGCAGUGCCAAGUGGUGAGGAGGGCCGCAGUAAAGCCUACAGCAAUGGGGACCUUCUUUCCGACGAGUACAAAAAAGGAGUGGAAAAGGUCAAGUAUAUCAAUGGAGAAGAGGACAGACUGAACACCUGCAACCAGGACAGCACGGAGAAAACUGCCCUGCUCACUAGGGUCCAACGCACAGAUGACACAGGAUCAAAUGGCAAUGGGAAGACACAUAUCCAUUCUUCAGAGAGCCAGCAAGAGUUCUUCAGGAUGCUGGAUGAGAAGAUAGAAAAGGGGCAGGACUACUGCUCAGAGGAAGAGGAUAUGACAUAGCGCUGACGUCCGCUAUCUGCUCCCCUGAGAGGAAGGAUUUGUCCAAUGGAGGCUGGUGUCAUUCCAGCCAUUACAAUGAGCCCAUCCUCCAAUUUCUCCCUCCACUUGCCUCCACUGGAUUUUUCCAAUGGUACGGACAGACUGUACCACAUAUACCUUACCCAAUGGCCCCUCCCCCCUUUUGGACUGGCCCAUUUCGUGGAUGGAGUGGGCGACACGUUGACCCUCAAGCACCUCUGCUUACCACACUGUCUAUAUCUACAACCGUCUCCCCGUAACAGAUGUUUGAGUCCAUUGCGACAAUGCCCCCCCCCCCCCCCCAAAGGAGCAAGGACCACUUCCAUGCACCAGGCGUAUAAUUUUGAACAACUCUCCAAGUCUGUCGCCAUGGUUACCCUGCACACGAAGUACAGCAGCUGCUCUAGACUCUGUGACUGUGGUCCGUUAAAAGACACGGAUUGACUAAAGCCACGAUCAAUAACCAUGAUGGUAUCAGUCUCAAAGAACAUUUGUCAAUCCUUAUCUGAUUCUGAUUGGAUUAUGAACAGUGGAGGUAAUGGAGAGCAGAGGAAAAUGAAUCUGGGAAUUAUUCCAGGGGUCGUAUUCAUUGGGCACCAAAUGGAAGAAAACGUUCUGAAACAGGGAGGGCCUUCGAAUAAGAAGCGGCAGUUGACAUUUUCCAUGGCAAAAUGUUUUUUUUCUACAGUGUUCCCUAAUGAAUGCGAUCCAGGUGGCUGAAACAUUGAGCAUUGCAGAUAGAAACACGAAUACCGCUGCUGAUGCUCCUUAUCAUUGCAUUAUAUCCCUAUCUCUAUGUAGUGUAUAUCUAUCUGCAACAUUCCAAGCGUGCCACCCCAAUGAACACACCCUUGGAGGGGAAACCGGGGUUACUUACUUCCUGCAUUCCAAUACACUUUUUGAAUCUUCUUUUCUACAGUAUGUUCAUAUGUGAUUCAUAGUCUUAUCUAUGUCUUCUUACUUCACCACGUAGGGUAUUCUUGUUUAAUUUUAAUGCUCAGGGUUGAAAGUGUUCUAGUCAUUGUCUUUUGUAGGAGAGCCUACCUCUUCAUUAGGCUUUGUUGUCCCAUUUGUGUACACACACACACAGUUAUUUCCCUAGCACCCUACUGUCACUAUCUGUUCUUCUUACCUGUUAAUAAGACCAUCUCAGUGUUAAAUCUACAGGCAGUAUACUGUAUUAGGAGCAUAGAUCAUGCAAUGGUCUUUGCAUUUGUUGUCAUGGUCAUUUGUCUGUGCUUGUUUUUCAUGUUCAAAUGUUUUUUUAUUUUAUUAUAGUCAAAUAAAAAACAAGAAAUGUU